GAGAACGCCUGAGGAACACACACACACAUUGAAUGCUGCGGGGACGACCGUCCCCAGACACUGUAAAUGGGCACAGUAAGGCCGAGGUUGCGUCUAUAUUUGGCAAGGUCAACAAAGUCCCUGGAGACAUCUUACUUGGAGGCGCAGUGGUGCUCUACAAAAAGAUGCAUGAGAUGAAGCAAGCCGGCGCACUUGUGAAGCUUGGUCAACGUGGUUUUAGGACUCCACUGCCAAGUAUUCAUCUGGCGAAUGCCCGUUCCCUUGCCAACAAAACGGACGAACUGCUUCUGCUCACUCAAACAAAUAAGGACUUUUCUAAUUCUGCUGCUCUGUUUCACGGAAACCCGGCUGAGUGAAGCCAGCCUGGACAGCACGAGCUUUCAGCCGGGCUUUCAGCUGUUCAGAGCGGAUCGCAUCACAGAGUUAUCAGGGAAAAUGAGAGACGGUGGAACAUGCUUUUACAUUAACGAAGGUUGGUGUACAGAUGUAACAGUGUUGAAGAAGAUGUGCUGUCCUACUUUAGAGGCUGUAAGCCUUUCUACUCACUGCGAGAGUUUUCCUUUUUCAUUGUGGGGAGUGUUUAUAUCCUGCCACAAGCAUGCGUGAACGCAGCAUUGCAACAGCUGGCUGAUCACAUCACAGACAUGGAGCAACAACACCCAGACUCUCUUAUCAUUAUUCUGGGAGAUUUUAAUAAAACUAACCUCACUCGUGAACUGGCAAAAUACAAACAACACAACACAUGCCCCACCAGAGAAAUAAAUAUACUGGACCACUGCUACACCACUGUAAAGAAUGCAUAUCGCUCUGUCCCACGAGCAGCUUUAGGACUCUCUUAUCACUGUCUGGUUCAUCUUCUCCCAACCUACAAGCAGAAACUAAAAUCAGCUAAGCCUGUAGUAAGGACUGUAAAGAGAUGGACCAAUGAAGCAGAGCUGGAACUACAAGCCUGCUUUGACUGCACUGAUUGUAGUGUUUUUGAGGCUGCAGCCACAGACCUGGACGAGCUUACAGAUACUGUGACAUCAUAUAUCAGUUUCUGUGAGGAUAUGCACAUCCCUACUAGGACAUUUUUAUCAUUCAAUAAUGAUAAACCAUGGUUUACAGGAAAACUCAGACAGCUUCGUCAUGCCAAAGAGGAUGCUUACAGAAGUGGGGAUAAAACAUUGUACAACCAGGCCAGGAACACACUUACUAAGGAAAUCAGAGUGGCUAAAAGAAGCUACUCUGAAAAGCUGAAAAAUCAGUUUUCAGCCAACGAUCCUGCAUGUGUGUGGAAAGGCCUAAAAAAACAUCAAGUACAAGACACCUCCCCCACGCUCUGUAGAGAGUUAUCUAAUAGCUGAUGAACUGAAUGUGUUUUACUGCAGGUUUGAAAAGCCCAGUCUCACACCCCUCCCCUGCUCUGAUCUUCCCUUCACACGCACACCAACACCUCCUGCAACCCUCCUCCUCCCCCCUCCUGCUGCUCAAUCUGCACUUAUGAUUUGUGAGGAGGAUGUGUGCUGGGUCUUUCGGAAACAAAAGACUAGGAAAGCUUCAGGCCCAGAUGGUGUUUCACCUGCCUGUCUGAAAGUCUGCACUGACCAACUGGCCCCCAUCUUCACACAGAUCUUCAAUAGAUUACAUUGUUACAAUGAUUUACAAUGUUGAAUGAUUUACAACUGAU
Molecule: messenger RNA, 1669 nt
Organism: Myxocyprinus asiaticus (Chinese sucker)
Lineage: Eukaryota; Metazoa; Chordata; Actinopteri; Cypriniformes; Catostomidae
Exons: 2
Coding region: 645-1346 (233 amino acids)
Source: RefSeq, a predicted model, not a curated record